CCGCGUGCGCCCGAGGACCUGGCGGGACCGCUCGCGGCGGCUCGGGAUGAGGCCGCGCCGGGCGACCCCUCGCCGCGCGGCGGGGCUCCUCGUGCUGCUCCUCGGGUGCUGCGGGCUGGCGGAGCCCUCUGGCCGCGCAGGUAAUGAGCCAUUCACGAUCGUCAAUGAAAACACAGACAAGUGCAUCCAGCCACUGAACGACUGGAUAGUAGCCAAGGACUGUGAUGGAACCAAGGACAUGCUAUGGAAAUGGGUGUCCGCACACCGGCUCUUUCAUUUGCAAUCCCAGAAGUGCCUUGGCCUAAAUAUUGUCAAGCCUACAGACUCCUUGAGAAUGUUCAGCUGUGACUCCAGUGCCAUGCUGUGGUGGAAAUGUGAGCACCACUCUCUGUACGGAGCUGCGCGAUACCGGUUGGCUCUGAAGGGUGGACAUGCCGUAGCAAGUACAAAUUCAUCUGAUGUCUGGAAGAAAGGAGGUUCAGAGGAAAGCCUCUGUGACCAGCCUUACCGUGAGAUAUAUACCAGAGAUGGGAACUCCUAUGGGAGACCUUGUGAAUUUCCAUUCUUAGUUAAUGGGACCUGGUUUCAUGAUUGCCUUCUUGAUGGGAAUCACAGAGGGCCAUGGUGUGCAACCACGUUAAAUUAUGAACAUGAUCAAAAGUGGGGCAUCUGCUUAACACCAGAAAAUGGCUGUGAAGGUAAUUGGGAGAAGAAUGAGCAGACUGGAAGUUGCUACCAAUUUAACACUCAGGCAGCUCUUUCUUGGAAAGAAGCUUAUGUUUCAUGUCAGAAUCAAGGUGCUGACUUACUGAGCAUCAAUAAUGCCACUGAGUUAACUUAUCUUAAAGAAAAAGAAGGCAUUGCAAGAAUUUUCUGGAUUGGCUUAAAUCAGCUGUACUCUGCUAGAGGCUGGGAAUGGUCAGAUCAAAAGCCAUUAAACUUUCUCAACUGGGACCCAGAUAUGCCUAGUGCACCUACAAUAGGUGGAUCGAGCUGCGCAAGAAUGGAUGCCAUGUCCGGUCUAUGGCAGAGUUUUUCCUGUGAAGCUCAACUGCCCUAUGUCUGCAAAAAACCGUUGAAUAACACAGUGGAGUUAACAGAUGUUUGGACAUAUUCAGAUACCCGCUGUGAUGCAGGCUGGCUGUCAAAUAAUGGAUUUUGCUAUCUGCUGGUAAACGACAGUGAUUCCUGGGAUAAGGCGCAAGUGAAAUGCAAAGGCUUUGACAGCCACCUCAUGAGCAUUCAUUCCUUAGCUGAUGUGGAGGUGGUGGUCACAAAACUCCAUAGCGGGGAUGCCAAGGAAGAAGUAUGGACAGGCCUUAAGAACAUAAAUAUACCAACUUUAUUUCAGUGGUCAGAUGGUACUGAAGUUACUCUAACAUACUGGGAUGAGAAUGAGCCAAACGUUCCCUACAAUAAGACUCCCAACUGUGUUUCUUAUUUAGGAAAGCUAGGUCAGUGGAAAGUCCAAUCAUGUGAACAGAAACUUAAAUACAUAUGUAAGAAAAAAGGAGAAGAGAUGAAUGAUACAAGAUCUGGUGAGAUGUGUCCUCCAGGCGAGGGCUGGGAAAGGCAUGGAGAAACCUGUUAUAAGAUUUACAAGGAUGCGGUCCUUUUUGGAACGAACUGUAAUCUGACGAUAACUAGCAGAUUUGAGCAAGAAUACCUGAAUGAUAUGAUUAAAAAAUAUACUAAAUCUUCAGUAAAAUACUUCUGGACUGGCCUGAGAGAUGUAGAUUCACGUGGAGAGUAUAGUUGGGCAAGUGCUGGUGGAGUAAAGCGGGCUGUAACCUUUUCCAACUGGAAUUAUCUUGAGCCAGCUUCUCCAGGUGGAUGUGUGGCUAUGGCUACUGGAAAGCCUCUUGGCAAGUGGGAGGUGAAAGACUGCAGACGUUUCAGAGCACUUUCAAUUUGCAAGAAAAGAACUGGGCCCGCUGAGCCGGAAGAAGCAGCCCCCAAGCCUGGAGACCCCUGUCCUGAAGGCUGGCAUAAUUUCCCCUCGGGUCUUUCUUGUUAUAAGCUGUUUCAUAUAGAAAGAAUUGUAAGAAAAAGGAACUGGGAAGAAGCGGAGAGAUUCUGCCAGGCACUUGGAGGACACCUUCCUAGCCUCAGUCAUAUGGAUGAAAUAAAGGAAUUUUCUCACUUUUUAAUGGACCAGUUCAGUGGCCCACGUUGGCUGUGGAUAGGUUUGAAUAAAAGGAGCCCAGAUUUACAAGGAUCCUGGCAAUGGAGUGAUCGUACCCCAGUGUCUACUAUGAUCAUGGCAAAUGAGUUUCAGCAGGAUUAUGAUAUCAGAGACUGUGCUGCUGUCAAGGUCAUUGACAGGCCAUGGAGAAGAAGCUGGCAUUUCUUUGAUGACAGGGAAUUUAUUUAUUUAAAGCCUGUUGCUUGUGAUACAAGACUUGAAUGGGUGUGCCAAAUUCCCAAAGGCCGUACUCCAAAGACACCAGACUGGUACAAUCCAGAGCACGCUGGAACUCAUGGACCUCCAGUCGUAAUAGAAGGGAGUGAAUACUGGUUUGUGGCUCAUCUUCACUUAAACUAUGAAGAAGCUGCCCUGUAUUGUGCUAGCAAUCACAGCUCUCUGGCUACUUUAACAUCUUUUGCAGGACUGAAGGCCAUCAAAAACAAAAUAGCCAAUAUAUCUGGUGAUGAGCAGAAGUGGUGGGUGAGAACUAUGGAGCAGCCAAUCCAUCGGCGUUUUAUAUAUCAUUCACGGUAUUUAUGGCAUCACUUUCCUAUAACGUUUGGAGAGGAAUGCUUGUACAUGUCUGCCAAGACUUGGUUUAGUGACUUAAAUAAACCAGCAGACUGUAAAACCAAGUUGCCUUUCAUCUGUGAAAAAUAUAAUGUGUCUUCAUUAGAGAAGUAUAGUCCAGAUUCUGCAGCUAAAAUACAGUGCUCUGGGGACUGGAUUACUUUUCAGAAUAAGUGUUUUCUAAAGAUCAAACCCAAGACUCUCACAUUUUCUCAAGCGAGUGAUAUUUGUCACAGCUAUGGUGGCACCCUCCCUUCAGUGUUGAGCCAGAGAGAACAAGACUUUAUUACAUACUUGCUUCCGGAUAUGGAAGCGACUUUGUGGAUUGGUUUGCGCUGGACUGCCUACGAAAGGAUAAACAAAUGGACAGAUAACAAAGAGCUCACAUAUAGUAACUUUCACCCACUGGUGGUUGGCUGGAGACCAAGAAUACCAACAAAUUUUUUUGAGGAAGAGUCCCACUACCACUGUGCUCUCAUACUCAACCUCCAAACGUCACCUUUCACUGGCACGUGGAACUUUACCUCCUGCAGCGAUCACCACACGGUGUCUCUCUGUCAGAAGUAUGCAGAAAUUGAAAGCACACAGACCUUGAAGAAUACUUCAGACACUGUAAAGUAUCUAAAUAAUCUGUACAAAAUAAUCCUGAAGACCCUGACUUGGUCUGAUGCACUAAGGGAAUGUCAGGAAAAUAACAUGCAGCUGGUGAGCAUCACAGACCCUUACCAGCAGGCAUUCCUGACUGUGCAGGCGGUUCCGCUUAACUCUGCUCUGUGGAUCGGACUCUCCAGUCAAGAUGAUGAACUCAACUUUGGUUGGUCAGAUGGGAAACAUCUGCAGUUUAGUCGCUGGGCUGAAAAUAAUGAGCAACUCGAAGACUGUGUAAUAUUAGACACUGAUGGAUUCUGGAAAACAUCUGACUGCAAUCAUAAUCAACCGGGUGCUAUUUGCUACUACCCAGGAAAUGCAACUGAAAAUGAGGUCAAAGCAGUUAACAGUGUUCAGUGUCCAUCUCCUGUUCUAAAUACUCCGUGGAUACCAUUUCAGAACUGUUGCUAUAAUUUCAUGAUAGCAAAGAAUAGAUAUGUGGCACCAACACAAGAUGAAGCUCAUUCUAAAUGCCAGAAACUGAAUCCCAAGUCGCAUAUUCUGAGUAUUCGAGAUGAAAAAGAGAAUGACUUUGUUCUUGAGCAACUUUUGCACUUCAAUAAUAUGGUUUCUUGGGUCAUGUUAGGUAUAACUUAUGAAAAUAAUUCUCUUUUGUGGUCUGAUAAGACCAUGCUAUCAUAUACACACUGGAGAGAAGGAAGACCAGCUAUAAAAAAUGGCAAGUUUUUUGCUGGCUUGAGUACGGAUGGCUUCUGGGAUAUUCAAACCUAUCAUGCUAUUGAAGAAAUACUUUACUAUUACCAGAACAGCAUUCUUGCUUGUAAAAUUGAAAUGGUUGACUACAAGGAGGAAUAUAAUGCUACUCUGCCACAGUUCAUUCCAUAUGAAGAUGGUAUUUAUAAUGUUAUUCAGAAAAAGGUAACAUGGUAUGAAGCAUUAAACAUGUGUUCCCAAAGUGGAGGUCAUUUAGCAAGUGUUCAUGACCAAAAUGGCCAGCUCUUUCUGGAAGAUAUCGUAAAGCGUGAUGGAUUUCCGCUGUGGAUUGGGCUCUCAAGUCAUGAUGGAAGUGAAUCAAGUUUUGAAUGGUCUGAUGGCAGUGCAUUUGACUACCUCCCAUGGAAAGAUGAUAAAUCUGCUGGAAACUGUGUUGUUGUGGAUCCAAAGGGUAUUUGGAAACACGAAAUGUGCACGACUGUCAAGGAUGGUGCUCUUUGUUAUAAACCAACAAAGCCUAAAAAGGUGUCCUCUCAUUUGUACUCAUCAAGAUGUCCAGCAAUAAAAGGGAAUGAGUCACAGUGGGUCCGGUACAAGGACCACUGUUAUGCAUCUGACCAGGCAUUACACAGUUUCUCAGAAGCCACACAGUUCUGUUCAAAACUUGAUGAUUCUGCAACUAUUGUGACUAUAGAGGGUGAGGAUGAGAAUAAAUUCGUGAGUAGACUGAUGAGGGAAAAUAACAAUAUUACCAUGAGAGUCUGGCUUGGAUUAUCUCAACAGUCUGCCGGUCAGUCUUGGAAUUGGUUAGAUGGAUCAAAAGUGACAUUUGUCAAAUGGGCAAAUAAAAGUAAGAGUGAUCACGGAAAAUGUAGCAUUUUAUUAGCCUCAAAUGAAACUUGGAUAAAAGCUGAAUGUUCACAGGGCUACGGAAGAGUUGUCUGCAAAGUUUCUCUGAAUUGUCCUUCAUCCACCUGGGUUCAGUUCCAAGACAGUUGUUAUAUUUUUCUUCAAGAAGCCAUCAAAGUAGAAAGCAUAGAGGAUGUCAGAAAUCAGUGUACUGACCAGGGAGCAGACAUGAUAAGCAUACAUAAUGAAGAAGAAAAUGCGUUUAUAUUGGAUACUUUGAAAAAGCAGUGGAAAGGCCCAGAUGAUAUCCUACUAGGCAUGUUUUUUGACACAGAUGAUGCCAGUUUCAAGUGGUUCGAUAAGUCAAAUAUGACAUUUGAUAAAUGGACAGACCAAGAAGAUGGUGAAGAUCUAGUUGACACCUGUGCCUUUUUGCACACCAAGACGGGUGAAUGGAAAAAAGGAGAUUGUGAAGUUUCUUCUGUGGAAGGAACCCUUUGUAAAGCAGCUAUCCCAUAUGAAAAGAAAUAUUUAUCAGAUGACCACAUUUUAAUAUCAGCUUUGGUGAUUGCUAGCACAGUGAUUUUGACAGUUUUGGGGGCAAUUGUUUGGUUCCUGUACAAAAGAAAUUUGGAUUCUGGUUUCACCACAGUUUUUUCAACUGCACCCCAAUCACCUUAUAAUGACGACUGUGUUUUGGUAGUUGAAGAAGAAAAUGAAUAUGCUGUUCAAUUUGACUGAUUUUGAAAGUCUCAGACUAAGAUACUGAAUACCUUGUAAUGAUUCCUGUGUAGGAUUUUAAUAUAAAACUUGACAAUGAAAAUUAA
This is a messenger RNA of Manis pentadactyla (Chinese pangolin), 5757 nucleotides long. RefSeq names its product CD302 antigen. The record is from RefSeq and is a predicted model, not a curated record. The transcript has 39 exons. Bases 47 to 5671 code for a protein of 1874 amino acids. Gene Ontology annotation, molecular function: signaling receptor activity. NCBI's taxonomy places the organism in Eukaryota, Metazoa, Chordata, Mammalia, Pholidota, Manidae.